Molecule: messenger RNA, 939 nt
Organism: Talaromyces rugulosus
Lineage: Eukaryota; Fungi; Ascomycota; Eurotiomycetes; Eurotiales; Trichocomaceae
Exons: 2
Coding region: 1-939 (312 amino acids)
Source: RefSeq, a predicted model, not a curated record
AUGACAAAAAGAAGCCGCCCUUCUUCUCCUGAAUCACCAGAAGAAGUUCCCGUGAUAGUCGACGAGUCGUCGACUUCAACUCAGCGACCUGUGCAAUCCCAUCCUGAAGAGAGUUGCGAGAGAAAUGACGCUCGUAUAAAGAAGGCUCUUGUAAUGAAAUAUGUAGCCCUCUCUUAUUCAAAGAAUGAGGAACAAUUAUGGGAAACAGUCGCAAAAGAAGUGGGCAUAUCAGCUCAGAAGGCCAAGGAAGUACACCGGGGACUUGAUGAAAAAUCGAUUACAUUCUAUGUCAAACAAGCCUCCAGUGGCGGUGUCGAUUACACAAUUCUCCCUCCGCAUGGCAACAAUACGGCCCACGCAGAUUUUGAAAUGUUAAGCGCCAAUUUGACCAACGUGAAUCCAGCCGAGUGGUUCGCAAUCUACCAAAGCUGCGUGAAGCAUUUUCUAGAUAUAGCACAGCAUAGACCCAGACCAAGAUCACUAGCUGCACUCAUCAACAUCCGUCUUCCCUACCAGUGGGACACCACUCCAAUAUGUGGCUAUUUCAAGGAGACCAACUCCAAUGACUUUAGCAAAGAGUCAAGACAAUACGGCCCCGUGUCACUGAUUCCGUAUAUCCGACGGCUUGUGGUGACAGCAACAGACACACCCAGCAACAUGCAAGAGCUGUUCGGUGAUGACUGGGUCGUGGGGAUUAGCUCACUGCACGUCCAGGAGAGAGUAAAUUACCUCUUUGCGGCAAAGAGCAGCGGCUGGCUGAAGACAAAGGCUCAUUACGAUAACGCUCCGCACGAGACUAUCCCUGCUCUUCUUCCGCUGCGGGAUCCGCAAGAAGAAGAGCUUCGCGCAGCAGAUGCGCAGUGGAGCCGGUGGUUACUAAUGGAAGACUGGAUGGUGGGACCGCGGAGUCCGUUUAACGAAACGCCAGAAAACGACUGA